AUGUUCAGUAGAGAUCGUUCUGCAUUUCGAGCCCCUUUCAAGUCUCUGAUCUUUAAGCAAGAUCUUUAUCCCUCAACAUGGAAACAGGCGACACCCAGAACUCGGGCGACAUUCGAGACUGUUACGAUUGUGAGGGCACCCACAGCCGCAUCGCUGCGAGCAUUCUCGACACCCGCCCCUCUCUGGCAUGGCCGGAGGAAAACCUCCGGCAUGGACUGCUUGAUUGUAGUCUUACGUCGCAUCUACAGUUUUGCAAUGCUAGGUGAAGGUGUAUCCGACGAUCUUGGCUGGGUUCAAGAGUCUGAGCACAAGAAUCCAAUCUUGGGUCAUGCCUGGCACAUUUUUGGUGAGGGGCCAAAGGCUAUAGAUAAUGCCACCAAAGCAAGGCUUGAAGUCGAAAAGGCGCUGAGAGAAAUUGGGCUUAAACCGGAUGCUUCUUUUUAUAACCUUUGUUGUUCAAGUCUCAUGAACGAUACUGUUUGGUCAAAGGAUGUCUUUCGCCUGAGUGAGGCGCCUUUUAAUGCAGGAACCGGUGAGACAAUCGAUCUUUCGAACGAUGAGGUCGCUGAAUCAAGUAUCAUUCACUGGUCUAACGGCCGCCUUGUUCCAUCUAUCGGACGACGUGACUGGCGCGGCAUACCGGCAUGCUUUGUACCCAGUCAGCCAUGGGUCAUAAGGGUGAUGUUUGCAUGCUCCGAGGUCGACCGAGACAACCCCUCUUUCUCGCACAAACGAAAAUUUCUCUUGCCAAUCUGGGAUGAGAUACAAGAGAGUCCAACCCUUGCCUUCGACAAGACGGACAAAGUCGAAUACAAGCUCAUCGCUGUAGUGCGUCUAAGGGACGAGAAGUUGGGGGGCAAUGAUUAUGUUCGGACAUAUUCCCCGUAUGGACCGAACAUCAUCCCCGAGUAUGAACCUUCGACAAUUAUGUCCCAGAAGUGGUCGGCGGAAUCGGAGGGGAAGUAUAUGCUCUUCUACGGACUACCUCCCACUGAUCUACAGAUGACCAACACCAACAAUUUCCCUGAGGUAGCCGAGCCUGAGCUUGUUGACGAAGCUUUGGUGGAGGACUUCACAGAGUUCAUGGCGAAUUUGCGGGGCUCUGAGACAUUGACCCAGGCUGAGGAAGAGCCUUCAUCUUCAGUUACGGCUGUGACCUCGAGCCGUGGUCAAUAUGAAGGGCUACAUGAGAAACUCUCCUCCAACGUUGAGGAGAGCUUAACCACUCAUCCUCCCUCACCGGAUUCUCCUCCUCCUCCCUUGGAACAAAUAUCAAGACACAGGGGCAAUACAGCAAGAGUGAACUUACAACAACAAGAAGGGAAGCGAUCUGCAGAUAUCUCUUCUUCAGGACAGAGGAAUAAAAAGAGGCAUAGAGGUUCUUAUAAAUAA
This is a messenger RNA of Fusarium oxysporum Fo47, 1392 nucleotides long. RefSeq lists its product as uncharacterized. The coding region runs from base 1 to 1392 and encodes 463 amino acids. Lineage: Eukaryota; Fungi; Ascomycota; Sordariomycetes; Hypocreales; Nectriaceae. The record is from RefSeq and is a predicted model, not a curated record. The transcript has 3 exons.